Oryza brachyantha (malo sina) is the source of this 2216-nucleotide messenger RNA. Its product is annotated as cyclin-A1-2. Gene Ontology annotation, molecular function: cyclin-dependent protein serine/threonine kinase regulator activity. Gene Ontology annotation, biological process: mitotic cell cycle phase transition; regulation of cyclin-dependent protein serine/threonine kinase activity. NCBI's taxonomy places the organism in Eukaryota, Viridiplantae, Streptophyta, Magnoliopsida, Poales, Poaceae. The transcript has 11 exons. The record is from RefSeq and is a predicted model, not a curated record. Bases 177 to 1724 code for a protein of 515 amino acids. Gene Ontology annotation, cellular component: nucleus; cyclin-dependent protein kinase holoenzyme complex; cytoplasm.
UCAACUCCUCUCCCUUUUCUUUCUUCUCCUCCUCCUAAUCCCGUCGUGUCGGAGACCCAAACCCUCGCCUCCGCUCCCCGCCGCCCUCGCAACCCUAGCCCCGUUGCCAGAGUAGGACGGGGUGGUUGGUUCCGGUGGUUGUUGUUGAGGCGGAGCUCUCGCGCCGUCCGUCGGUGAUGUCGACCAGCCACGCCGCCGCACCCCGCCGCUCGUCCUCGGCGAUGGCGACCGCGGCGGCCAAGCGCCCCGCGGUGGCGGAGGGGGGAGGGAAGGCGGCGGCGGCGGCCGCAGCCGCGGCGGGAGGGCAGCAGGCGAAGAAGCGCGUGGCGCUCGGGAACAUCACCAACGUCGUCGCGGCCGCGGGAGGGAGGGCGGCGGCCGCCGCUGGUCCCGGGAAGGCCGGCAAUGCGAAGUUGAAUUCAGCUGCAUCAGUUGCACCUUUGAAGAAGGGAUCUUUGGGUAGUGGCCGCAGUGCGAGCACGAAUCGGGCCUCUGCGGUGAAAUCGGCUUCCACCAAGCCAGCUCCGGCGAUAUCACGCCAUGAGGUCGCCGCGCAGAAGGAGUCUGUUCUUCCUCCCAAAGUGCCUAGCAUUGUGGCGACUGUCGCACUCGCACCUGCACAUGUACCCUGCAGCAGCUUCGUCUCUCCGAUGCAUUCAGGAGAUUCAGUUUCGGUUGACGAGACGAUGUCGACGUGUGACUCGAUGAAAAGCCCAGAUUUUGAGUAUAUUGAUAAUGGGGACUCCUCCUCAGUUCUUGCUUCCUUGCAGCGAAGAGCAAAUGAAAACCUGCGCAUCUCAGAGGAUAGAGAUGUUGAAGAAGCUAAGUGGAAGAAGGAUGCUCCUUCCCCAAUGGAAAUUGACCAAAUUUGUGAUGUUGACAAUAACUAUGAGGAUCCGCAGUUGUGUGCUACUCUUGCUUCUGACAUCUACAUGCACUUGCGUGAGGCUGAGACCAGGAAACGUCCAUCAACUGAUUUUAUGGAAACAAUCCAAAAGGAUGUAAACCCAAGCAUGAGGGCGAUCCUGAUAGAUUGGCUUGUGGAAGUCGCUGAAGAAUACCGUCUUGUUCCUGAUACAUUAUACCUGACAGUUAACUACAUUGACCGCUAUCUUUCUGGCAAUGAGAUCAAUCGUCAAAGAUUGCAAUUACUUGGUGUUGCUUGUAUGCUUAUUGCUGCGAAAUAUGAAGAGAUAUGUGCACCUCAAGUAGAAGAAUUCUGCUAUAUAACUGACAACACAUACUUCAGAGAUGAGGUUUUGGAAAUGGAAGCUUCCGUCCUGAAUUACCUGAAGUUUGAAAUGACAGCCCCUACGGCAAAAUGCUUUCUGAGGAGAUUUGUUCGUGUUGCACAAGUAUCGGAUGAGGAUCCAGCUUUGCAUCUUGAGUUUCUAGCCAAUUAUGUUGCUGAGCUAUCACUGCUGGAGUACAAUCUGCUUUCUUACCCUCCUUCACUAGUAGCAGCAUCGGCUAUUUUCUUGGCCAAAUUCAUACUACAGCCAACAAAGCACCCUUGGAAUUCCACCCUUGCUCAUUACACACAAUACAAGUCAUCAGAGUUAAGCGACUGCGUAAAGGCAUUGCACCGCCUUUUCAGCGUUGGUCCCGGAAGUAACCUUCCAGCAAUCAGGGAGAAGUAUAGCCAACAUAAGUACAAAUUUGUGGCAAAGAAGCACUGUCCGCCUUCAGUUCCGACCGAAUUCUUUCGCAACGCAGCAUGCUAAACUAGAAAAACCCAGGAUUAGUUACAGUUGCUGACUGAAUUUUUCCUCCAGAGGCACCUAUGCCAGGUUGAGCUGCCAAUCCGUCCAUAUAACUUCGAUGCAAGGCAUGCUGAUUGCCCACCUGUUCUUUCAGGUGGUUUGGCUGAGUGUAGAUUCUAGAUAUAUGCUGCUGCUGCAGUUUGGUAAGGCCGUGAUACUGAUGCGCUUUCUUCUAUCUUCCCCUUCUGCUGUUCUUUUCCCUGUACCUAGAUCCAUGUUUUUCAGUAAAUUGUACAUCAGAGCCCUGCAGCAAAAGCUUGAAACAUCUUGUUUGUAAUGGCAUGGUACUUGGAAAUAUUAGCUGCCAACCUGGGCGUCUUCCAGGUUGAUGUAUGAGAGUCUGUUCGUGCUGCUCUUGUCGAGUCCCAAUAAGAGCACCACAUUUUAAGGUGGUGUUUAGAUUGAGAAAAUUUUUGGGAGAAACGUCACGUUAAAUGUUUGACUGGAUGUCGA